AUGAGUUUCUCUGUUGUCGACCACCUUUUUAUCUUCUCAUUUCUCUUUUUCAUCGUCGACAGCCUCAAAUGCUUCUCGUGUGCAUCAGUCGAAUAUCAAUCACUUUUCGAGAGAAACUCCGCGCUAGCCGGCUCAGUCAUGGUCCCAAAAUUCGAUCAAUUUUGCGACAGUGAGAGUGGUGUGCAGCAAUUUUCUCCAGUGGAGAGUUGUCGAUCAGCGUGCGUCACCGUCUUUGAGCCACAUUAUAUUGGGGGCCUCCAACUUCCCUAUCGACCGUUUGUCUACAUUCGUGGCUGUGCAGAUCGGGUCUUCGCCGCAAUGGAGACUCGACCAGCUGAGGUCGACGUAUUGCAUCAAGAUGAGAUUUGUGUUUCAUUGAAAAUGUCAUUAAUUUAUCCACAAGUGACUGCCAAUGAAAUUGUACAGGUGUGCUCUUGUGUGAACAACGCGUGUAAUCACCGAACGCAACCCUCACCCGAUUCCUCUUCAUCCACAAAUUCAAUCUCAUUCUUUAUCCUCUUUCUAUUCAUAUUUUUAGUGAAAUUU
Messenger RNA from Mesorhabditis belari, 546 nucleotides. The record is from the annotation of a GenBank genome assembly. NCBI's taxonomy places the organism in Eukaryota, Metazoa, Nematoda, Chromadorea, Rhabditida, Rhabditidae.